GUGUGGGGGUCGGGGUGUGGGGGCUGUGAUCAUGGCGGGGUGUUGCAUGUCCGAAGAAAACAAGGAAGCUCAGCGGAUAAACGCCGAGAUCGAGAGGCAGCUCCGCAGGGACAAGAGGGACGCUCGGCGGGAGCUGAAGCUGUUGCUGUUGGGUACUGGUGAAAGUGGCAAGAGCACAUUCAUAAAGCAGAUGAGAAUCAUCCAUGGGGAUGGGUACUCGGAUGAAGAUAGAAAAUGUUUCACGAAGCUCGUCUAUCAGAACAUAUUUACUGCAAUGCAGGCAAUGAUCAAAGCCAUGGACACACUCCGAAUACAAUACAAGAAUGGGCAAAAUGUGGAAAACGGUCAUAUGGUCCGAGAAGUGGAAGUGGACAAAGUGUGCUUGUUCGCUACAAAAUAUGUGGAAGCAGUAAAACAAUUAUGGAAUGACCCUGGGAUCCAGGAGUGCUACGACAGGCGAAGAGAAUACCAGCUGUCUGAUUCCGCCAAAUACUACCUUAGUGACUUAGAACGCAUUAGUUUACCAACGUAUAUACCAACCCAACAAGAUGUACUGCGGGUCAGAGUUCCAACAACUGGAAUCAUCGAAUAUCCUUUCGAUUUGGAGAACAUAGUCUUCAGAAUGGUAGAUGUUGGAGGUCAAAGGUCUGAAAGAAGAAAGUGGAUUCACUGUUUCGAAAAUGUCACCUCAAUUAUUUUCUUAGUUGCACUAAGUGAAUAUGACCAGGUCUUGGCUGAAUCUGAUAAUGAGAAUCGAAUGGAGGAGAGCAAAGCACUAUUUAAGACGAUCAUUACCUAUCCCUGGUUUCACAGCUCAUCAGUAAUCUUGUUCUUAAAUAAGAAGGAUCUCUUGGAAGAGAAGAUCAUGUAUUCGCAUCUAGUCGACUAUUUCCCAGAAUAUGAGGGGCCUAAACAAGAUGCGAAAGCUGCACGGGAUUUCAUCUUGAAGACGUACCAAGAUCAGAAUCCAGAUAAAGAAAAAGUCAUUUACUCUCACUUCACUUGUGCCACUGAUACAGAAAACAUACGGUUUGUCUUUGCUGCUGUCAAGGAUACUAUCCUACAGUUAAACCUGAAAGAAUUUAACCUGGUAUAAAGAACACAGCAACAAACUCUUUUGCCAAGUUAUAUAUAUUUUAAAAAGAGCUAUCCAAUCCAUUUUACCUGCCCAAAAUCUAAAUUUUGUGCUUUUGUAACAUACAUUUUGAAAUUUACACUGAAAUUAUCACUUCUGCAGAGGACUCUGAGAAGAGAUAGUGACUCACUUCUGCAUUGAAAAAUUAAUUCACGUAAUUAGAUUUAUUACAUUUGCAAAGAAAGAAACCUGCCCAUGUUUCUGAAGUUCAAUAGGGAUGCUUUAGGUUUCUUAGCAAUGUUAGAAGAAAAUAAGCAGUGAUUAUUAGAGUCAUGUUGAAAGAUGCCUGAAUGUGGCUUUGUAAAGGUUGUCUCAGUAGUCCAUUGUUUUAGUUAUUGCAAAAGGAAAAUACACCAAGAACUCCAGGUUUACAAAUCACACAAUAUCAAAAUCCUAUCCUGGCUUUCCUGGAGUCCAGAGGUUUACUAAAUGCAACUGAUUAACUAAAAUAAAAAGGUACACUUUUUAUGGUUCCCAUCACAAUUACUGACUAUUACUUUACUAUCUGGUAUUUGUAUUUAAUAGGAACUUAUUUAAAGAACUCUCUGAACACAACUGGUGUACAAAACAAAUGCUAGUAUUUGCAUUUUUCAAGAGUUUUUAAUUCAAAUCGAUAAAUACUUACCAUCAGAGGAUACUCUUUUUAUAAUUGCUAGCACUAAGAAUGCUAAAUAAUUAAAAAUUCCGGAUGCCAUUAAUGAAGGCAGCGUACAGUUAAUAUUUUGAGGAUUGGGGGAUGGAUAUUGCUAAAUGCAAUAAUUUAGACAAAAAUAUGGAAGCGUCUUUUAUUCUUAACAAAUGGUUAAAAGGGUUCUUGCUGGAAUAGUCUAAAAUGUUUCAACCCUUUAAAACACAUUUUUUCUCUUUCAUAUUAUUAAUCACAAAUGUACCAAAUUAUCUUGCAGAAGUUUUCAAAUGUUUUUCCUCUUUUUAGACUGUCACUAUUCCUUCGCAUACCAAAGAAUUAUAAUAGAUCAGGUAGAAUGUGAGGAAUUGUUUUAUUCUGCCACAGAAAUAUAGAAAUUGCACGUGGUUCCAUUCUGUUAAAAUGCCUGCAAACCACUGUAAAUAUUGCUCCCACAUAUUUUAUAUGUAUAUAUAUAUUGCAGCAUUGUUUUUCUGCUUUAAUAUUCAUCCUUCUUGACCAAAUGCAAUAUUGUUAUUUUCGAAUAAGGAACUGUCAUUGCAGCCAAUAAAAUAUUUAGAUGUACAGGCAUUUCCUCUUAUAGGACAAACAGGUAAAAAUCAUACUUUUGAAAAGCUAAAUGUGAUGAUUUAUAAUGCACAGACCUCUUGUCACUAACCCCAUGUUGAAACUGUGGGUUUUAUAUUUUUUCACUGCUGUAAUGCAUAGCUAAGGUUAGAUAUUUGAUGUUUUCUGAAACAAAACUGUUCUAUAACUUUUUUAAGUUGUAUGCAACACGCCAAAGAAAAUCUUUUAUUUAGGUGGUUUUAAAAUGUUACAAUGCAAUGUAUGUGAUUUUGCGCAUCAUUGUUCAGUGAGGUUUCUUUGCUUAAUUUUAUCCAAGUCAUGAACGUGGCUGGUGAGAUAUUAGUAGAGCAGAUCUGCAGUACCAGUUUCUCCUAUCACUGAUAUUUUUUGAUUGUUGUUUGACUGCAUAGAUUAAUGCUAAAUUACACUAAAGUUGCAGAAUCCCUUCCGAGGUCAGCAUUUUGAAAGUCCUGCUUACAGCUCAAAAGCAAGUAUAUGAUCGUUCUUUUUGCUUGAUUUUUCUUUUUACAAGAUCUCCAAGAAAAAUAAAAAAUGUAAAAAAAUUGUCAUAGGCCCUCUUAUAAAGAAAAGGCACGAGAGGAUGGGGAGUGGAGAGCAUGCAUUUUAUUUACUUUUUCCAAGUUGGCUUCUGGAUCAGUAAACUAAUAAAUUCAAACCAGUUAACGAGAAAUAAUACAAAUGAAAACAUCUGCUUCAAGUUCAUGUUUGUUUGGGUGAAGUUGAGGUGAAUCAAGACCAGUUGGAAAAUCCUUAAUGUCAUUAAACUGUGAAAUAUGGUCAAAUAUUAAUUUAUCACAAGUUCUAUUUUUCUUGCAACAAAUGUUUAUUGGGGGUGUUCUAGCAGAUAGGAGCCAAUCCCACUUUUACAGGGAAGCAGACAAUAGUUAGAACAUAAAUUCUUGAUCAGUAAAAAGCUGAAUAAUUGUAGAAAUUCAUGUUUGUUAAAACAUUGCUUUUUGAUAUAUGUAAUCAUUUUAGUUUUGUAACCAGCUUCAGUUAGUGGGUAGUGGAAUUUGCAAUCAACCCCUCAAAAAUCUAUUCACAAUAUAUGUAAAGACCACAAUGGUUAUUUACACAUGUACUUAAGGUUCUACUUGCAGAUGUACUCAAAAUACAUACUUUUACUGGCAAGAGCCCACAACAUACUCAAUUCUGUAAAAACCUGUGUGAAAGAUGGUCUUUACUGUAUAAUUCAGAUAUGGCCCAUUAUUAGAAACUGUUGUGUACAUACUGUGAGAAACUGCUUUCAACCCUGUGAGAAAUUUACUUUCUAUAGAUUGAUGUUAAGUUUCAUGGAACAUAGCAUAAGCACAGAAAUGGAACAUUUGUCCCAACAAUUCUGUGCUUUCUGCAUAAGCCAAUCUAAUUUGAGCAUAAUAGUUAACCCUCCUUUUCAAGUAUCUAUCACAUUCCUUUUAAAAAUAAUUAAUGGAUUAUGCAACAAAUAACAUUUCUUGCAGGAAUAUCCAGUCCAACUAUCCUCUGUGUAAAGGCAUUUUUCAAUCUUUUAAUUUUUUUGUGUUUAUCGUAAAUUUCUCAUUGGAUUACAUUUGGAUACCUUCUGAAUUUUUUUGGAAUGCAUAUGACUAUUGCAGGGGAUACUACAACUUUAUAAGUUGAGCAAUAGCUGUAAUUGAAGAAAACCAAGUUAAUGUUGCCAUAAACACCAGCUUGCCAAUGUUCAUAAAAGGUGCUAAAUGCUAGAAAGAUGAAACCUGAAAUAAGUGCACUUUUAGGAUCACAAUUGUAGUUCUAUAACACUCAAUACUUUUUAAGUUCAUAUUUUUAUGCCAGAAUGUGUAUUUCACUUUUAAUUAAGAUUACAAUUUUUUGUCAUCUGACAGGCCAAAGCAUUUUGCUAAUAGCCUAAUUUACGCUUAUGUAUGCUUGUAUUAUAAAGUGUUUUAUUGGUCAAUAAAUUGCUCUUUUCUGAUCUGUACUUUGACACUCUAAAGGAGUUUUGUAUUUGGUAAUGCUGCUGUUUCAAUCAAAUUAAACAUGAACAUGGUUCUUA
This is a messenger RNA of Callorhinchus milii (elephant shark), 4383 nucleotides long. RefSeq names its product guanine nucleotide-binding protein subunit alpha-14. Gene Ontology annotation, biological process: adenylate cyclase-modulating G protein-coupled receptor signaling pathway; phospholipase C-activating dopamine receptor signaling pathway; action potential. Lineage: Eukaryota; Metazoa; Chordata; Chondrichthyes; Chimaeriformes; Callorhinchidae. The transcript is spliced from 7 exons. Gene Ontology annotation, cellular component: heterotrimeric G-protein complex. Gene Ontology annotation, molecular function: G protein-coupled receptor binding; G-protein beta/gamma-subunit complex binding; GTPase activity. The record is from RefSeq and is a predicted model, not a curated record. Bases 32 to 1096 code for a protein of 354 amino acids.